AUGUCGAGUUCUACGGAUAUGUGUUCGCUGUUGAAUGAGAUUAAAGACCUUGUUGUCUCAGAGGCCAAGGCUACUAGAGAAGCAUCAACUAGUAACAAUGUUGGAAGCGAUAGCACAGCAAGCAAGCCUCAGAAAUCGGCCAUGUUGGAAAGUAUUGAACGUCUUGGUGCCUUGAUCGAUGAAAAGCGCGAAACUGUCGACGUAUAUGCAGAAGAUGACGAACUUGCAGAGUCAGCGAUAGACGACUUGCGCAACAUGUUGACUGCUGUUCGAGGCGGAGAAGACCUCAAGCUGGAGAAAGAGUUGGAUAAAGGAUUACGUCGAUUUGGUCGAUCGUUUGGACAGAGCAAAUUAUCUAUCAACGCCCAGACCACCGGGUCGUCGGAAGAGUCUUGA
This is a messenger RNA of Fusarium graminearum PH-1, 396 nucleotides long. RefSeq lists its product as uncharacterized. Bases 1 to 396 code for a protein of 131 amino acids. The record is from RefSeq and is a predicted model, not a curated record. Lineage: Eukaryota; Fungi; Ascomycota; Sordariomycetes; Hypocreales; Nectriaceae. The transcript is spliced from 2 exons.